AUGGAGACCGGGCUCAUGAACCACCAGGCGGAGGCCUUUGUCCACCCGCUGUCCAACCCGGGCGCCGCUGGGAUCUGCCCAGAGAUGCUUGAGGUUGCGGAGGAGGCCAACCGUGCUGGAGACUACGCCCUUGCCGCAGAGAUCUACGGCUCGCAGCUUCAGGACCUUCAGCAGCCCGACCGUGGCCUCUGUCUGCGCAGGGCAGACUCGCUGGCCAGGGCGGGCCGCAUAUCCGAGGCUCUAGAGGGGUACUGCACCGCGGCAGGCAUAUGCAAGCUCCAGCCCCGCGAGCUGCCCCUGCUGGUGGAGACCAUAGCAAAGACUCUGCGCGAGAAGGAGCUAGGAGGAGCAUGGAGUAACGGAGGCCACGCAGACAAUGAAGAGUGUCCCAAAGAAGACGAAGCCCUGGACCUGUUCUCGUGCCGCCUGUGCCUCCGCCUCCUCCACGACCCCACCACGCUGGAGUGCGGCCACACGUUCUGCAAGCACUGCCUAGACGAGCGUGCGGCCCCUGACUGUACACUGUGCAUGGCCAAAGUGCCCAGCCAGAGCCCGCCAGCACCACAGCCGCCACGCCGCAUCAACGUGGUCCUAAGCGGCCUACUGGACAAACUCUUCUCCACUGAGAGCAAGGCACGUCGGCUCUGGGCCGAGGGCGAGCUGUUGUGGAGGAGCCGCAGCAUGAAGGAGGCUCUGGAGAAGUACAACGCCGCACUGGACCUGGCACCCUCCAGUGGUCGCCUCCUGGUACAACGUGCAGAGCUGCACAUGGAGAUGCUGAACUUCAGCCAGGCCGUACAGGACGCCAGCAGCCUGUGCUUCAUCUCACCACACUGGACCAAGGCCCAUUACCUAAAGGCCACGGCUCUGACCAAAGCGUCCCGGCCCGAUGAGGCGCUGCAGGAGUACUUCCUGUGUGUCGCCCUGAAGCCCGACUGGACCAAAGCCAAACUGGAGGCUCAGAAGGUGCUGAGCAAGCUGUUCUCGUCUGUGUUCGAGCGUGAGGACAUGCCCACGCCCCUACACCCUCUCCAGGGCGGUGCGGCCACUCGCCUCAUUAAGCCUGGAGCACUGCUGGGCUCUCUGCGGGGCCCUUCAUCCUCCUCAGCACAGGACUCUGAGCUGAGCCUGUGUAAAAGCUCUCCCGCUCUGGACUCUGACUCCCAAGACGCCGCCCCCAGCACCUCCAAGAGCCUGGCGAGCGUCCUGGCUGCUCUCCCUGCACCACCCGGUGUGCGCAAGAGGAAAUACAGUGGAGAAGGGACCUCCGGAGCUCCCUGCAAGCUGCUCAAACCUGAGGGAGGUGUUGCUGCUGCUGUGUGUGGGGGAAGGCUGGUCCCGGCCGAGCUGUUGGACAGUGGAGACCUGGAGUGCUCUCUCUGCAUGAGAUUGUUCUACGAACCGGUGACCACUCCCUGUGGACACACCUUCUGCCUCAAGUGUCUGGAGCGCUGCCUGGACCAUAACUCCAACUGCCCCUUGUGUAAGGAGAACCUGUCUGAGUACCUGGCCAAUCGCGGCUACAGCAUCACCCUGCUGAUGGAGGAGGUGCUUCAGCGAUACAUGGGCGACGAACUGGCGGACAGGAGGAAGAUCCACGAGGAGGAGAUGAAGGAGCUCUCCAACUUGAACCAGGAAGUGCCAAUCUUCGUGUGCACUAUGGCCUUUCCCACCAUCCCCUGCCCCCUGCACGUGUUUGAGCCGCGCUACAGGCUGAUGAUCCGCCGCUCCAUGGAGACGGGCACCAAGCAGUUUGGCAUGUGCAUCGCGGACGACCUUAAAGGCUUCGCCGACUACGGCUGCAUGCUCCAGGUGCGCGACGUGAAGAUCUUCCCAGACGGCCGCUCUGUGGUGGACACCAUCGGCGUGUCCCGCUUCAAAGUGCUGAGCCACGGCCAGAGGGACGGGUACCAUACGGCCAAGAUCGAGUACCUGGAGGACAAGAAGGUGGAGGGUGAGGAGCUUGUGGAGCUGCUCAAACUUCAUGAUGCAGUUUACGACCAGGCCAACAGCUGGUUCACCUCGCUGCGGGAUGACAUGAAGUGCCAGAUCCUCAGCCACUUUGGACAGCUCCCCACCAAGGACCCGGACCCCACGGCCAGUCCGAGUGGGCCGCCUUGGUGCUGGUGGUUGCUGGCCGUGCUGCCCCUGGAGAACCGGGCCCAGCUCACCAUCCUGGCCAUGGCCUCUCUGAAGGAGCGCCUCAUGGCCAUCCGUCGGGUUCUGAUCUUCGUGACCCGCAAGCGCCCGCGGUCCUGCUCUUUCAAAAGCAAAGCUCGCCUGACUCAUUGCUUGGACAAUUGCUUGGACAAACUGACCACGGAUGAAUGA
Messenger RNA from Knipowitschia caucasica, 2331 nucleotides. The record is from the annotation of a GenBank genome assembly. NCBI's taxonomy places the organism in Eukaryota, Metazoa, Chordata, Actinopteri, Gobiiformes, Gobiidae.